Seminavis robusta is the source of this 1269-nucleotide messenger RNA. The record is from the annotation of a GenBank genome assembly. NCBI's taxonomy places the organism in Eukaryota, Bacillariophyta, Bacillariophyceae, Naviculales, Naviculaceae.
AUGAAGCUCAUCGAAAAACAUCGUAAGGUCGCUCCCAGCAGUUCCAACGCUUCCAACGAGACUGGCCGGAGCCACAACGAAAAGGGCAGUAAGCAUGGGUCUGCCUCUACUAGUAGUGGAGAGGAAGAGCUGAAAAAUUCGGACGAUUGUACUCUUGACUCCAAGAUUUUGCAGUCUUGGAGUGAGGGGAAACUCCAAGCCAUAGCCAAGAGAUGGAAGCUAACUAAAGAAGAACAAUCCAAGCUGAAAGAACUGCAGCCCCGGUUGGCUGAUGUCCGCCACGAGAAGAAUGAUCCGGAAGAGGUGGUGCCAUUUUUGAAAGAGACCCAUUCGGUCAAAAGCACUGAACUUAGGUUUCGAAAGUUUAUUGAUUUCCGUAUCAAACAAGUCGACACAAUUCUUCAAGAUUACCAUCCCCAUCCUGUCAUGAAAAGCCACUUCCCCAUAACCCUGCUGAAUGGCUUUGAUAAGGAAGGUGAUGGCAUCUGGUUAGAGAGAACAGGUGCAACAGAUAGCUUGGCAUUGUAUCGCCGCUUUGGCAAAGCUGAAAUGAUGAGAUACCAGUUGUGGACCCGUGAAAAUGCUGUCCACACGCCCUGGUGUCAAGCAUACAAGGCAGGGAAAAAGCAGUCUCCAAGAGUCACUUGUAUCAUGGACAUGCAAGGACUGAAUUGCAGUCACAUGCACCCUGCGUUGCUCCCAGUGCUGGCAGAUGUCAUCAAUAUUGUCCAAAACUACUACUGUGGCUUCAUCAAAAAGAUCAUUGUUGUCCGAGAACCUGCCAUAUUCAAGGUGAUCUGGAACUUGGUCAAGCAUUUCUUCAAUCAGACUAUGAAAGAUCUUAUUGUUUUUUCUGGUCCCAACAACUACCUUGAUGUCCUGGGCGAUUACAUUGAUGACCUUGAAGAAACUCUACCGCCCUGUCUUAUGGAGGGUGGCAGGGGAACCAUGGCUGAGGGCAUGCCUCAAAGAAUGGAUGGCGGGACACUGCCUCCCAAGAAGAUGGCAACGAAAAAGUUCAAGGGGGAACAGAGAGGUCUUCGCGAGGAGGAGCCACCUUGCCCGAAAAGCAUCAGUUCCAGUUUUGGCUCAUCGGAUUCAAUGACCUCCUCUGGUCUCUACGUGCUUCCAACUGUCCAUGAAACGGUCUCAAUCGACAGGGGAUUGAGUCUAUGUCGAUCUUGCCAAGACCAAGCAAUUCAGUUUGACCCGAAUGGGCGGGAUCCUAUGCAGGUCAGGUGUCGAAUAGUGGCAUCUGGAACUUUUUGA